AUGGUUGCUGGAAAACAGAAGCAUUGGUUCAUCGAUGGAUUCCCACGUCAUCUCGACCAGGAAGCUGAGUUUGUUCAGAAGUGCAAACCAGCCGUUGCUUUACUUUUCAUUGAUUGCCCAGAUGAAGAAUUAACAAAGAGACUCUUAAACCGUGGCAAGACAUCAGGCCGUAUUGAUGAUAACGCUGAAUCAAUCAAGAAGCGCCUUGUUGUUUAUCAUGAACAGACAGAAGCUGUUAUUGGCAAAUUCAAGAAAGAAAACAAGUGUCUUGAAGUUAACGGUAACCGCCCAAUUGAUCAAGUUCAUGAAGAUGUUGUUAGAAAACUUAGGACAGUUUGGACUGAUCUCCCAGCUGCUCCAAUCCAUACAAACUAA
Messenger RNA from Trichomonas vaginalis G3, 375 nucleotides. RefSeq names its product cytidylate kinase protein. Lineage: Eukaryota; Parabasalia; Trichomonadida; Trichomonadidae. The transcript has a single exon. Gene Ontology annotation, molecular function: UMP kinase activity; ATP binding. The record is from RefSeq and is a predicted model, not a curated record. Bases 1 to 375 code for a protein of 124 amino acids. Gene Ontology annotation, cellular component: nucleus; cytoplasm. Gene Ontology annotation, biological process: CDP biosynthetic process; UDP biosynthetic process.